GCAUCUCCCUUUUUUAUUUUCCCAAAAAUCCAUAUGAUUUCGUUGAAAGGGUGAAAUCUAGAAGGCCGAAAAUCGUUCCCCGUCAAUUCGUGUGAAACGCUGGAGAUUUUUCAACGGGUCAAAGGAGGCCGAACCCAUUUGGUUUCGCUAUAUGUACAAUCUCAGUCAAACUUUCGAGCCCUAGAACGAUUUCUGCGUGAUAAUCUGCCCCCACCGAUCUAGCUUCCUCGUGUUAAUUUCAGAUCUCUUGAUCUUACAAUGGCUGCAGAAUCCAGCAACCCCCAGUCAAUCUACGAUUUCACCGUUAAGGAUGCUAAAGGAAAUGAUGUUAAUCUUAGUGCUUAUGAGGGAAAGGUCCUGUUGAUUGUCAAUGUUGCAUCCCAAUGUGGCCUGACAAACUCCAAUUACCAUGGGUUGACCCAGUUAUAUGAGAAAUACAAGAUUGAAGGUUUGGAGAUUCUUGCAUUUCCAUGCAACCAGUUUGGUAACCAAGAGCCAGGCACAAAUGAAGAAAUCAAGGAAAUUGCUUGUACUCGGUUCAAAGCCGAAUUUCCCAUUUUUGGAAAGGUUGACGUUAAUGGUGACAAUGCUGCUCCACUGUACAAGUUCUUGAAAAACAAAAAGGGUGGAUAUUUUGGUCUCGAUGGGAUCAAGUGGAAUUUCACUAAAUUCCUUGUGGACAAGAAGGGAAAUGUUGUUGAUCGCUAUAUGCCCACCACAUCUCCGUUAAGCAUAGAGAAGGACAUAAAGAAACUGCUGGAGAAAGCUUAACUUCCCCUAUGCAUAUCGGUCACAUGAUAUUAUUAUUACCUUAAAAAACAAAAAUCAGAAUGUGGGUGUGAAUAAAUGCAGCAUUGGAGAUGAUGCUUGCUAUGCUACAUACAACAGCUUGGUCAACAGUAUACAUCAUUCACAUAUGACCAGGUUCAUUUGUUCUCAUUUAAUAAGCAACCUGUGACUUCCUUUGUCCAUACACUGUCUUGUGUCCUGAUACAUGUAACAAAUUAAAGUUGACUACCAUAUACUUAUCUUGGAUAAUAUGAUUUUCUUUGUCAAAUCAUCUCGGUUGAACUCAAAAUUCGCAAAAAAGAAGAAAAAACAUGUACACACUGGUAUAUUGAGAUUUAUAUUCUCUGUCCCAAGAUGAAUUUUGCGGUUUGAUUUUUAGCGAAGUUUAAGAAAAGGUGUUGUAAAAUAAUUGGAACUUGUUUAGAAGAGACAGAAGGCAAGGCAUGGUGCACUAAAUUUGGGGAUUUGGG
This is a messenger RNA of Cuscuta campestris, 1259 nucleotides long. The record is from the annotation of a GenBank genome assembly. Lineage: Eukaryota; Viridiplantae; Streptophyta; Magnoliopsida; Solanales; Convolvulaceae.